Alternaria alternata is the source of this 2489-nucleotide messenger RNA. RefSeq lists its product as hypothetical. Lineage: Eukaryota; Fungi; Ascomycota; Dothideomycetes; Pleosporales; Pleosporaceae. The transcript has 2 exons. The coding region runs from base 83 to 2362 and encodes 759 amino acids. The record is from RefSeq and is a predicted model, not a curated record. Gene Ontology annotation, cellular component: nucleus.
ACAACAUUCUUGGUACCAAUCGCACGCACGACGGCUUGAAUAUCCUUACACAUUAUACUAUUUUAUACCAAAUUUCGCGAAUAUGGCGCGUCUACGCAAACCGAGUCCGAACGAACCGACUAUUUUCAUGACACCGUCCGAGACGAGAACAAGCCGAUCAAGUUCGCGGAAGGCCACACUUCGAUACGCAUCAUCGCAAGAAGACGACACCUCCAUAUUGGUUCCCAAGACCUCGAGGCGCAUAGCGCGGGAUACUAGCAUAUCACAAGACACAGAGCAUUCGUUUCGCAUACCGAAGGCAGCGACGCCCAGGGAUGCGCUUACCCCGCGAAAGCAACGUGUACUGCGACCGGUCGAGAGCAACAGUCGACUGCUCCGCAAGCUUAGCGAUGAAAGUCUAGCAAGUCCGGAGAAGAAACAAAGAGAGCGAAGAGUACGUAGUGGGACAACAGACACAGAUGUUGGAAAGAGGAAUGGACUUCUGUAUGCCAAAAGCCUGGCAAGAAGCGUGGUGAACAAGCAGGCGCAGAAGGGCAAGAUAAAUGUUGUAGGGGAGCAAGAAGCACAAGAGGCAGCUCAACGGUCACGCAACAGGGAACAGGAGGGUAGAGAGGAAACACUGAAAGACGAGACUGAGGAAGAGGAAGAGACAAGUCUGUGGUGUGGCGAUGAGGAAGCCGCGACACAAGACGAGGCUGCCGAGCCAGUGGCAGAUAUUAGCGAGGAAGACGAAGAUGAUGAGCCUGUUGUAAAGUCAAGAAAGAAUCAGCGACAACCGCGCGCACGACGUAUAGUGUCUGACAGCGAGGAGGAUGAGAGUGAGCUGAGCGCACCAGAGCCUCUCAAGCAGUCUCAACAACCGAUGUUCAAGAUUCCCGAUCUCAAGCCAGUAAAAACGUCUCCUCAACCUUCAGCCGAUCUGAAUUCCAUGCGACCGCCAAAUACAAAGGGCCAUAGUUCGAUGUCAAAUUGGGCACAAGAGGUUGUCGAUCUCACAGAUUCACCAGAGGCUCCGGCAUCUUUUGCACUCCCUGAACGCACUCAUGUACGAUCGAGUUCCUUCGCAGCUUCCUCUCGUCCUACCAGCUCAGCGUCAAAUGGCCCCCUUCCAAUUCUGACAUACUCUCCAACACCUACUAAACAACGCUCGCCCUGCAAAGCUCCACCCAUCUCACGACCAGCGACACCUCCACUAGCUCCUCCCAGCCCAACUAAACUUGUCUCGCCUUCGAAAAGGAAGCCGACCAUUCCCAAGGCCAAUGAUAUAGAUGGAAGACCAAGUCUUGACGCAUUCUGGAAUCCUGCAGCUGUGAAUGAGUGGACCGACCGUCACUCACCAGCCAAAACGCUCGUGUCGCCUAAGAAGCAAAAAUGGCGGGAAGACAUCGUCAAGAUGAUGGAAGGUGUGGCUCUUGAAGACAGCAGUGAUGAGGGUUACGAAAUCCCCAUAGAGAGCCCCAAAAAGAAGCCUACAGAUCGCAAACCAGCCAAAGGGAGACUGCCAGAGAUUCAACCAGCCUCGAAUGUCAAGCAAAUCCGCGAACAACGCAAAGCCUUCGCUGAACGCAAGCACGCCAUAGCUGAAGCUUUCCUCGUCGAGCUCGACACCACUAUCUCCUCAGGCCGUAUCCACGAGCUCUCGAAGCCUACAGGCGGCAUCAAGCUCGUCUGGUCCAAGACACUCAAAACAACAGCCGGUCGCGCAAAUUGGCGUAGAGAGCAGAUACGAAUCCGAACCGGGACCCUCCCCACAGAUACGCGCGUAGAGAUACGACACCACUGCUCCAUUGAACUCGCUGAGAAAGUCAUCGACGAUGAGGAGAGACUCUACAACGUACUCGCGCACGAGUUCUGUCAUUUGACGACAUUCAUGAUCAGCGAAGUACGUAAUAACCCCCACGGAGCAGAGUUUAAAUCUUGGGGCCGCAAAGCUACUGUCGCCUUCGCCAACAAGGGCGUUGAAGUCACCACCAAACACUCGUACCAAAUAGACUACAAGUACGUUUGGGAAUGUAUAUCUUGCGGUUACGAGUUCAAGCGUCACUCCAAAUCGGUCGAUCCAGCCCGCCACUCUUGCGGCAAGUGCAAGGGAAAGCUCGCGCAGACCAAACCCACACCCAGAGUCGGAGCCGGUGUUACUGUAGGCAAAGAUGGUAAGAGGGAAAAGAGUGAAUACCAGGUCUUCGUCAAAGCCAACUUUGCACGUGUGAAAAAGGAGCUGGAAGCCGAGGGCAAGGACGCCCAGAUGGGAAAGGUGAUGGAGGCCGUGGCUAAGGAGUACAGGGAGAGGAAAAGCACCAGUGGUGGUAAGGGGAAGGAGAUCAUUGAUCUAGAGGCCGCGCUGGAUGGCAUGAAGAUUUAAAUGUGAGAUUAGAUGAACGAAGUGCUCGUAUAUUCCCAAUCUUGCAGGGUCUACCUGAUGACACUCCCGGGUCAGUUGAAAACGCGACGCGACGCGACUCUAGCGCGAUUACCCUGGUCAACGCGCC